This is a messenger RNA of Dicentrarchus labrax (European seabass), 913 nucleotides long. Its product is annotated as microfibril-associated glycoprotein 4-like. The coding region runs from base 61 to 615 and encodes 184 amino acids. Gene Ontology annotation, biological process: elastic fiber assembly. Lineage: Eukaryota; Metazoa; Chordata; Actinopteri; Moronidae. The transcript is spliced from 6 exons. The record is from RefSeq and is a predicted model, not a curated record.
AAUCUCUGGAAUAUAAAAGCUCUCUCUCUUUUAUAUUCCAAAGGUUACAUUAAAAAGUUAAUGUUAAACACAUCAGAGACAUCAGAGCAACCAGAGACACUGACAUCAGGAUUUCCAUCUGCUCAAUUCAGCAGAAAUCUGACCAUGAAGCUGCUAUCAGUCCUCCUCCUCCUCCUGGCUCCAGUAUUAACCAGCUGCAUCCCUCUGGUCCUCCCAGUGGACUGCAGCGACAUCUAUAAUAAUGACAACAGCCAGUCCAGUGGAGUGUACACCAUCUAUCCCAUCGGAGCCACGUCUGCUGUUCAGGUGUACUGUGACAUGGACUCAGAAGGAGGACGGUGGACGGUGUUCCAGAGGAGGAUGGACGGCUCAGUGAACUUCUACAGACCCUGGGACCAGUACAAGACGGGCUUCGGUAGCGCUGCUGGAGAGUACUGGCUCGGUCUUGAGAAUCUCUUCCACCUGACUCUGAGGAAAAAGUACGAGCUGCUGGUUGACAUGGAGGACUUUGAGGGAAAUAAAGUGUUUGCUCGUUACUCCUCAUUCUCCAUUGACCCAGAGUCCCACGGAUACAGAUUGCAAUUUACAUUCAUCAGUGCUGUUACGACCAGGUGACGUGCUACGUUAAUCAGUCUCAGCCCUCAAGAACCCCGGUCUUCCUUGCAUUCCUCACCAGAUCGUUGGGCCAACGUGGUGGAACUUUCCUGGUUCCUUCCAGUGUCCUGCUUGCUACUUCCAAUCUCCUUGUGAUUUUCCGUUGGACCCCCAUCUCUCCAGCGUUCCAGGGAUCCUUCUCGUGCAGUUCAGGUUCCAGGGUCAGCUCUCCAGUGCCUCCAUGUCUUCUGCCCGUUCAUGCCGAGGCCGCCCCUCAUUUCCCCCAGUGUGUGUUAAAUAAAGCCUCUUUAAACCCUCA